Molecule: messenger RNA, 1094 nt
Organism: Acyrthosiphon pisum (pea aphid)
Lineage: Eukaryota; Metazoa; Arthropoda; Insecta; Hemiptera; Aphididae
Exons: 1
Molecular function (GO): catalytic activity
Source: RefSeq, a predicted model, not a curated record
AUGCAAUUGAAUGUCGAAGGCUUCAGUAAAUCUAAGGCGGAAGUACUAGAAAGAAUCGCGACGGAAGAAAAAAUAGAUGUACUUGUUGUUCAGGAAACUCACACAGCCGAUCAGGAACAACUAUCGAAAAGAGGGCACAUUACUGGAUUUACAAUCGCUGGUGCUACCUUUCACAGCAAAUACGGUACCGCCACCUACAUAAAAAGCGAUCUUAAAUGGAACCACAUUAGAACCUCUGAAGAAAACAGCAUCUACACUAUUGAGACUCAAGUUGGAAACCUACUUGUAACUAAUAUCUAUAAACCUCCAAAUACCAUAUGGCCUACACCUGUACUCCACUCGCCUAAUUACCCUACUAUUUACAUAGGCGACUUCAAUAGUCAUAACACUAUGUGGGGAUACAACGAAAAUGACACUCAAGGAGAGGAACUUGCUGAUUGGAGUGAAGCCGAGGGACUAGAAUUAGUUUUCGACGCUAAACAAAGGGGAACGUUCCGAUCUGCAAGAUGGAAUAGGGAAUAUAAUCCGGAUCUGUGCUUCAAAUCUACGGAUCAAAAUGGCACUACUUUACCAACUUCAAGAAGAGUCCUAACGGACUUCCCAAACAGCCAACACAGACCGGUCGUUAUUGAAGUCGGUUUUCAAAUCCCGACGAUUAGGUCGAUUCCCAGGGCAAGGUGGAAUUUCCAUAAAGCUAACUGGUCUUUGUUCACUAAAACUUUGGAUGAUAGCGUACGGUGGAUUCCUCCCUGUAUUGAAAAUUACAAACGUAUCACAAAGCUCAUCAUCAACACCGCAAAAAAGAGCAUUCCCCGUGGCUAUAGAAAGAACUACGUCCCUGGAUGGAACGAUGAAUGUGAAACACUAUACUCCUCUUUCAAAAGUACGGGUAAUUAUGAUUAUGCAAAGAAGACUCUAGAAGCACUUAACAAUCAACGCCGCGAAAGAUGGAUACAAUUAGUAGAAAAAACAGACUUUAAGCACUCAAGCCACAAAGCUUGGUCACUCCUUCGAAGACUGGGAUCUAAUGGAGAGUCCAAACCAAGCUAUUCACCGAUUAACCCAAAUCAGAUAGCAAAUCACAUACUUGGACU